UCUGGGAAUUUUAAUGCGGCUACAGCGAUAACUGCCCAGAAAUGUUUUCCAAAGUAAAAAGAAGGGAAGGAGAAGGCGACCCUGAAGAAAUGUGCAGUGCUAGUACGCUCACCGUUAAGACUUCAUCAAGCAAAAGCACUUGUGGUGCUGAUUCGCAUUUAACUUCUCCAAAUCUCAAGAACUCCAUGGAAUCAACGCCUUAUGAUUCUCCCUGUCUUGUAUCUCCAUCUUCUUCAGCAUUUGUUUCAGCCUUACAGUCUCCGCAUAUAUCUCCGAGGCAACAACCACCGACCACCGUCACCCAUCCUUCGCCGCCGUUUUCGUACAGAGGUUCCCAGUCUGAAGACAUUCCUAGCAGUUCCUACACACCGCCGUCGGAUCCCUACGAGUUCUCCGAUGACACUUCUGAUACGAAGCUCAAAUUUGUGACUUGUGUUCCCGUCCCUGACCCGAUUCCUCCACGCAUUUCAUUCUCGUUCCCCGUACCUCGAACUUCGUUCGCAAAAAGCUCUUUCUCGGCGGCUUCAAAUGCCAAACUUACCAGUUGUGACGUUUACAUUGGUUUUCAUGGGCACAAUCCCAAUUUGAUACGCUUCUGUAAGUGGCUUAAAUCGGAGCUUGAGCUUCAAGGGAUUGACUGUUUUUCUGCGGAUAGAGCAAAAUACUCAGAUAGUCAGAGCCAUGAGAUCGCAGAUAGAGUCAUUUGCUCAGUGACAUUCGGUUUAGUUGUAGUCACUCCUUCAAGUUUUAUAAACCAUUGCAGCAUGGAGGAGAUUAGAUUCUUCGUUCAAAAGAAGAACUUAAUUCCACUCUUCUUUGAAGCUUCACCUACUGAGGUUAUGGCUCUUGCAGACUGCAAUUCAAUCAACAAAGAGUGUACAGAGGCAUUGGAUGGAGUUAUGCAAUCUCAUGAACUGAAGCUGGAGGCCAUUGAUGGUAACUGGGGACGUUGCAUAAUGAAAGCUGCGGGGAUUCUUAGAUCAAGACUUGGACGGAAGAGAGAAGGGUUCGAGAACAAACAAGGAUUUGAGAGUUUACCUUUCCCCAGAAACGCAUUCUUUGGUGGAAGAGAGAAGGAGAUUAUGGAGAUUGAAAGUCUCUUCUUUGGUAACGGAAAUUGUCCAGAGCAAGGUCAUUCUACAGCAACCAUCAAAGGAGAGGCCAGUGGGCAAUCUGAAGGACUUGCUGAUGAAGAAAGCGACCACGUGAAUAGUAGAGGAGGGAGAUUUAUCUGUCUAGAGAUGGACAAGAGCAGAGAUUCAACUUUCGAAUCUUGGGUUGAUGUUGAACCACUCAAGGGAAAAAAUUCUUUCAAGAGGAAACAAAAGAAGUCAAGAAGUGGUAACUAUAAGAGCUUGAGUAGCACUGUGAUUUGCAUCAAUGGGGUUUCUGGGAUUGGAAAAUCAGAGCUGGCACUGGAAUUUGCUUACAGAUUCUACCAGAGAUACAAAAUGGUCUUGUGGGUCGGUGGGGAAGCUCGGUAUCUCAGGCAGAACAUACUGAAUCUGUCUCUUCAUUUAGGUGUAGAUGUUGGUGCUGAUUCUGAGGUUGAAAGGGGCGGAACCCGUAGCUUUGAAGAGCAAGAAACCGAAGUUUUCAAGAGAAUCAAGAGGGAGCUGUUCAGUGAUAUGCCUUAUUUACUUAUAAUUGAUAAUCUUGAAUCUGAAGAGGACUGGUGGGAAGGAAAGAAUAUGCAUGACUUGAUUCCCAGAAACACAGGAGGUACUCAUGUGAUUAUUACCAGUAGGCUGUCAAAAGUGAUGAACUAUGAUACAAUUGAGCUUCCACCACUGCCACUAUCUGAUGCAAUGAUGUUGAUCAGAGGAAGAAAAAAGAGAGAGUAUCCAUCUGGCGAGGUAGAAUUCCUUAAAACAUUUAACAAGAAACUGGGAAGAUUGAGCUUUGGUCUAUGGUUGAUUGGUUCAUUGUUAUCUGAACUUGGAAUAACCCCUUCUGCUCUUUUUGGCACGAUAGACCAGAUUCCACUUGAAGAAGAUUCUCCUUCUUGUUACAUGAGCAUUGCAGAAGAACAGCACCUCAGGAACAACCCUUUCCUUAAGAAGAUCCUUGAAUUCAGCUUCGGGAUUCUGGAGAAAAGCAGAAGAAAACAGAACUUCCUAGCCAAAAGAAUGCUUCUUGUAAGUGGGUGGUUGGCCCCGUCUCCAAUUUCAGCAAGUUUGUUAGCUAGUGCGGCUAACAGUAUCAUCCCUAGGACAAAAACUCUGGAUGUUACAUUCAAUUGUUUGUCAUCAAAAGCAUGGAAAAGCGAAAAUGAUUCAGCAAUGCUUCUGGUGAAAUUGGGACUGGCGCGAAUAGCCAGCAAAAACGACGAACACUGCAUCAUCCAUUUUCAUCCCAUAACACAGGCAUUCGCGAAAAAGAAAGGUGGUUUACAAUCUGCCAAAGCUAUUGUUCAAGGAGUGACUAGAAAAACAAGUAAUCCCUAUAUAAUAAACGCAGAUCAUUUCUGGGCAUCAGCUUUUCUUGUGUUUGGGUUCAAAUCUGAACCCCCACUAGUCCAACUUCAAGCAACAGACAUGGUUUUGUACAUCAAAAGAACAGCCCUACCACUUGCAAUUCAAGCCUUCUCUGCCUUUUCCAGAUGCAAUUCUGCAAUGGACCUCUUGAAGGUGUGUACAGAUGCACUGGAAGAAGCUGAGAAAUCAUUUGUGUCUCAGAUCCAAGAUUGGUCAUACGAAUCGAUUUGCUGGAAACGAAGGCUCCAACGAGGCAAUAAAGUGGAUGAAUAUGUGUGGCAAGAGGUCACCUUGCUUAAGGCAACAUUACUGGAAACAAGAGCCAAGUUGCUAGCUAGAGGAGGACUUAUUGACAGUGGAAAAGAGCUGUGUAGAACUUGUAUAAGUAUCAGAACUGUAAUGCUGGGCCAUAAUCAUGCUCACACCUUGGCUGCACAGGACACAUUAGCGAGACUUGUGAGAAUGAGGAGAAAGAUUUGAUGAAGAAUUUUAAGAAAAAUUUAUAGAAUCUUCUUUUCUCGUUCUCUGUACACCUUUUUUUUCCUCUGCCUCUCAAUGUAUCCCAUAACUAGUUAACUAUUUUCUUCCCAUUUCAGCAUUUAACUUAAAAAAAAA
Molecule: messenger RNA, 3092 nt
Organism: Neltuma alba
Lineage: Eukaryota; Viridiplantae; Streptophyta; Magnoliopsida; Fabales; Fabaceae
Exons: 3
Coding region: 42-2957 (971 amino acids)
Biological process (GO): recombinational repair
Molecular function (GO): ATP hydrolysis activity
Source: RefSeq, a predicted model, not a curated record